AUGGCUUCAACUUCGAUUAAAAGCAGAAUGGAAUCUUCGCGGAAUCUUUCUUAUAAAGACAAAAGUUUUGUUGGCAAAUGUGAAAGAGAAUUCCGCGAACUCAAGCAGCGCUCAGACAAGUACUUUGACGACUUGGAAAAAGUCGAGGAGAUGUGCCAGCGGGCGAAACAAGAAGUUGAAAGAAUUCAACUGAAAGCUCAAGCCAAAAGAGAGCUAAUAAAAAGAGAUGCCGUCUUCCGAGCCAACUUGUAUUUUGCCGUCCAAGAAAUGACGGGUAAACGAAAGGGAGUGGAAGUCAGAGAAGAGAAAAGUGCGGCAGACGAGAAGAUGCCUGAACCGCCGGCUAGAAACGCUGAGCGGAACACAUUAACUGGUUUUUAA
This is a messenger RNA of Pocillopora meandrina, 381 nucleotides long. Lineage: Eukaryota; Metazoa; Cnidaria; Anthozoa; Scleractinia; Pocilloporidae. The record is from the annotation of a GenBank genome assembly.